AUGCUGGAAUCGAUGCGAAGCCAUUUGGUAAGCCCAAACCCGUCCGUUGAGCAGUGGAGAAUGGAGGUUGCACAGGCUGAUGUGGCAGGUGUGAAGCCCACUGAGACGUCACCACCCACUGGCGCGCAAGCCGAGGUGAUUGAAGCUCCUGCCACUGCAGCCGCGCCCACUGACUCGGUUGGCUUUGGAAGGCAUGGCGGCAUGACCUAUGAAGAGCUUUGGAUCAAGGAACCGCAGUAUUGCUUGUGGGUGAUCACCACCUUCCGGCAACAAGUUGCUGAAGGGUCAGAGGAAGCCACUCCCUGGAAAGAGGGCGAGAGGCCGAUGAAGCGUUUUGCCCAGUGGGUCAUAGAGAAGGAUAGACUUUGCGAAGUUCAUGGACCUGCCUUUGAGUACAACGCUGACAUGGAGCUGAUUGAAGUUCCCAACACACGCUCCUUGAAGGAGCGAGCAGGGCCCGAGAAGAAAUCCAAGUUCUACGGUGUGGCAAAGCCUGAACCCCGGAUUUGCACCUCCUGGGAGGAGUGCAAGCAGUAUGUCCAUGGAGUGAAAGGAGUGGUGUAUCGUAGCUUCGCAACCCGUGAAGAGGCCGAAGAGUUUGUGAAGAACCCACCUGCACUGACAAAGAUGAAGAAGCGUGCACCCGAUGACUUGAAUGGAGAGGCCCCAAAGAAGACAAAGUCAAAGAAGAGCAAGCAGAACAAGUCAGAUCCAUCAGGUGAUGAGGCUUUAGCACCAGAUGGCGGUGAUGGUGAGUCGCCACGCCCGCGGCGCGCGGCGAAAAGCACCGCAAAGGAGUCUGCGAUUGGCGGGCAAGAAGACGCCGAAAAGGAGGGCAAGUCUGCUAAGCCCUCGAAGGCAAAAUCGAAGGGCCUGUUGGCGAAGGCAAAGGCGAAAGCAAAAGCACACGCAAAGGCCAAAGCGAAGGCGAAGGCAAAGGCGAAAGCAAGAGAGCAAGCCGAAGCAAAGGCGCCAAAGACCGCUAAAGCCAAGGCGAAAGGAGAGGAAGCUGAGGCAAAGGUGCCAAAGACCGCCAAGGCAAAGGCACAAACCAAAGAUAAAGCUGAAGCGCAGCCAUCGAAGACUGCAAAGAUCAAGGCAUCGCCGAAUGCAAAGGUGGAAGCUGAGACUCUGACUUCUGCAGCUGAGCAGCAACCAGUUCCCACAGCAGGGAUCAGCCAAGAGGUGCUGGCUGCUGCUGAGAGCUGUGGCUUGAAAACGGCUUUGAUGAACCUCUUUGCACGUCCAGAGGUGGAAAGGUUGAAGCUGGACGGCAACGUCUUGUUGGAGACCUUGAAAGACUGCAACGGCUUGGUCAACAAGGCCAAAGCGCGCCUACUGGAGACCGGUCCGUCAACACCGCCGAAAAGCCAAAGCGCAGAUCCAAAGAUCGAGACACCUGAGAAGGCCGCCAAGACGCUAAGUGAGAUGAAGGCAGAAGGCCCACCACAGCCAAUGGAGAUUCAGACUCCGGUGGAGGCUCCCAAAGAAGCUCCCACUUCGCUCCUGGAGAAAGACUUCCCUCCAGCGAUCAGUCCACAGGUCUUCGAAGCCAAGGAAGUUCAGACGGAGAAACCAAAGGUGGUAGAUGCGAACUGCUGUCCAAACUGUGAUUCCCCCUACACAGACGGCCUUUUCUGCCGGUGCUGUGGCAUGGCGCGGCGGAAGGAGGCAAGGACGGCCUCAACGCAUGCGUCAGCAAUUGCAGCAAGGGUGCAGGCAAACCGUGAGCGUGCCCUGGCUCGCAAAAGGCAACAUGCUGAGCUCGGAGCUGCAGGAGCUUGA
This is a messenger RNA of Durusdinium trenchii, 1785 nucleotides long. The record is from the annotation of a GenBank genome assembly. NCBI's taxonomy places the organism in Eukaryota, Dinophyceae, Suessiales, Symbiodiniaceae.